AUGGACGACACUGUAGGGCCUUUAGACGCAUACAAAACUCCAGACAUCUACAGUGGCCGUCUUGGCGGCGGCCUCACGAAGUCCGGCGAGGUGCCUGCGGCGCGCCUGACAGACAGUGGCGGUGCGGUGGGCGGCGGCGGCGACGCGGCUAGCGCGCAGCUCGCCAGCGCGCUGAAGCUCCUGGCGCCGGGACUCCAGGGCCUGGCCCCGAUGAACGGCGCACCCGCCGGCGCCCCGGCCCCCGCGGCCCCCCAACAGCCGGAAGCGCAACUGCAGGCCGCGACGCCCGCCGGCGCACGGCCGCGUGUGUCGUUCGGCCCCGAGCCGCCCGCUGACGUGGAUGCCGCGAAGCGCGCAGUCGGCGCCGCACUGGCCGGCCUCGACUUGCAGACUGCUCGGGUCAACCUCGACGCUUCCAAGGCCGCGGUCAACGCCAUGCGCGCCAACGGGGAGAUCCCCGUGCACCCGCGGAAGCAGCAGCGGGACCUCCGCAGCACGAGCGCGCGCCAGCUGGUCGGCGCGGCGCCGCUGCGCCACAACCUGCCGCUCGGGGGCCAUGGGGGGGCCGGCGGCGGCGGUGGUGGCGGCGGCGGCGCUCUGGACGGCGGUGCGGGCCUGCCGGGCGGGGCGUACGCAUAUCUAUGCCAUACGUGA
This is a messenger RNA of Monoraphidium neglectum, 654 nucleotides long. RefSeq lists its product as hypothetical. The transcript is spliced from 3 exons. Lineage: Eukaryota; Viridiplantae; Chlorophyta; Chlorophyceae; Sphaeropleales; Selenastraceae. The coding region runs from base 1 to 654 and encodes 217 amino acids. The record is from RefSeq and is a predicted model, not a curated record.